AUGGCCAAUGCCAGGUUUUUCGCCGCCUUUGCAGGACAGGAGGAACCUCUGUUUGGCGAAUCUGCAUGUCGUAACAGGGAGAAGCCCGUGAUGUUGGGAGAGCGUGCGCGCCGGGUAGUCGGGGCUGGUCCAGAUUUGAUCAAUGAGCGGAAGCAGACUCGCGGCUCAUGGUUGGGGCGCUCUCAAGUGUGUGAGCAUGGGGCCAAUAAGCGGGAGAAUCCCUUGGAACCGAUUAUCUGGAUCUAUCAAAAGGGGAGUGUUUGGAGUUGCGGUAACCGCAUGUGCAUCCACGUCAAAAAUGGAGGCCGAGAUGAGGCUUGUGGUGAUUCUCUUGGCACAUGA
Molecule: messenger RNA, 342 nt
Organism: Fusarium graminearum PH-1
Lineage: Eukaryota; Fungi; Ascomycota; Sordariomycetes; Hypocreales; Nectriaceae
Exons: 4
Coding region: 1-342 (113 amino acids)
Source: RefSeq, a predicted model, not a curated record